Molecule: messenger RNA, 339 nt
Organism: Peronospora matthiolae
Lineage: Eukaryota; Oomycota; Peronosporomycetes; Peronosporales; Peronosporaceae
Source: the annotation of a GenBank genome assembly
AUGGACUUUGUGUUUGGACUAACGAAGGAUUUGGAGGGCAUCGCUGGUAUUGUGGUCUUAGUCGACCGUUUGAGAAAGAAGGCUUAUGUAGCAGCUGUACCUGAUUUCAUCGAUGGCGAAGGUACAGCAAAGCUGUUGAUUGAUCGGUUUUGCCGUCAACAUGGUUUUACCGUGGCAAUUGGCUCUGACCGUGAUAUCUAUUUCACUCGAAAGUUUUGGACUUCCAUCUUCAAGGUGCUGAUCACCAGGUUGAACAUGUCUACAGCGGACCAUCCGCAGACCGAUGGUCAAACUGAGCGUGUAAAUCGUGUCAUUGGUGACAUUUUGCGCAGUGUUUAA